UCUGAUUCUAACGCUCUGAUUCUAACCCUUUCCCAGGGUCCGUGUAAGAAUGUCAUCACUGUUAUCCAGAAGUUUCAGGACAGUCUGUUUGUCUGUGGGACCAACGGGAACGAGCCCCAGUGCUGGAAGCUGUAUUCUCAGAUGCCCAAUCACACACUUGAGAUAGUCGAAAGUUACGAAGGCACUGGACUCUCUCCUUACGUUUACUCCCAGAAUGCACUCUCCCUCACUGUAGAGGGAGACCUGUACUCUGCUGCCCCUUUAUACAGCGAUGGGAGCUCACUGCAGUUCAGAAGGAAAGCUGGCAGCAGAACCAACGUUUGGAUGUAUGACAAGUGGGUGACCGAGCCCACGUUCAUCUCCGCCUGCUGGGUGAGACGUAAGGAGGAGCCAGACAACGAGAAGAUAUAUGUCUUCUUCAGGGAGAAGAACUCUGACAGCAGCCCUGAAGCUGAUCACUGGAUCUCUAGAGUGGCACAAGUCUGUAAGGUGGAUGAAGGCGGUUCUAAGCGGUUCUUGCAGAACAUGUGGACGUCGUUCCUGAAGGCUCGGCUGGUGUGUGGGAUUCCCAACGACUCGCUCUACUUUAACCGUCUCCAAGACGUCUACGUGCUUCACGCGGAGGAAUGGAGAGACUCGCGAGUCUAUGCUCUGUUCACUAGCAGCUGGUGAGGAAAUGAUCCUGUCUCUGUUGUCUCCCAGCAGCUACUGAGUUCUCCCAAUGCCCCAAAUUCUAAACUA
This is a messenger RNA of Salmo salar (Atlantic salmon), 741 nucleotides long. The record is from RefSeq and is a predicted model, not a curated record. Lineage: Eukaryota; Metazoa; Chordata; Actinopteri; Salmoniformes; Salmonidae.